Messenger RNA from Closterium sp. Naga37s-1, 3933 nucleotides. The record is from the annotation of a GenBank genome assembly. Lineage: Eukaryota; Viridiplantae; Streptophyta; Zygnematophyceae; Desmidiales; Closteriaceae.
AUGCCUCUCCCGCCUCGAUCGUCGCCAGGAGGCUGCGCGCCAGAUGCGGCGCCCGCGACGCGACCGCCUCACACGCCACCGUCCAAUCCGUGCCGACCACGGCAUCGCAAGUCGCUCUCGCUGGGCGGCUCGGUUGGGUCAGGCGGACCUGCUGUCGCCCCCUUCCCCGCCGCUUCUGCUUCUGAUGUUGGUAGUGGUGGUGGUGGUGGUGGUGGUGUUAUGGGUACGGUUGUGUGUGCUUCAUAUUCGCCCAACAGAGCACCUGUAGAGGGCAGGCCGCCUAAGAGCCAACACCAGCCACGGCAGCAGCAGCUGCGGCAGCAGUGUCUACAGAAUCAGCUUGAGCAGCAGCAGCAGCAGGGCAGGGAGGGACACAGGCGGUAUGUUUCCUGGGACUUGACUGCCGGAGGACUGGCAGGGAGCACACGCCGCAUGCACACUCCAGCUGCUGGUGCCGAAAGUACCUCGUCUCACACUCCUGUGCCUGCCACGGCAGCAGACGCAGAGGAGGACGAGGCGGAGGAGGGGGAGAGGGAGAGGGAGGAGGAGGAGGAGAGUUCUUAUGUGAGGCGCGCGCACGGGAGCGUGAGGGGAGUGAUGAUGAGCGGCGUCACUUUUUUUGCCCCUGCCGCGGCGGCUGCUGCUGUUGCCAGUGAAGCUGCUGCUGCUGCUGCUGCUGCUGCUACUGUUGGUGGUGAGAAUGGCACGGCUGCUGCCAGGGAUGGUGCAGGAAGUGUCUGGGAGAAUGCGAGUUCAUCCAGCGAGCCUCUGCAUUUGCAGUGGGGGGGAGAGGACUCGGCACGAUGGCUGGAGGAGCGUGCGUUGGUGUUCAGGCAGGAGCUCAGAUGGGGAGGGGCGGAGGGAGGCGCGUGGGGGGCAGGCGGAGGAGGCGGAGGAGGAGGAGGAUUAAUGCGAGGGGGUUCGAUUGUCACCAGCAGUCGUGGUUUCAUGCCUUCCUUUCACGCGGGAUCUCCAUCUGCUGCUGCUGCUGCUGCUGUUGCUGCUGCUGCUGCUGCUGCGCCGGUCACCUCUCUCUCCACUGCAAGAGGCCACCCCAUCGUCCGCGGAUGUGUCAUCUCCCCCAACCGCCCAUCACACUCAUCAACAGCGGCAGCAGCAGCAGCAGCAGCAGCAGCAGCAGCAGCAGGAGGAGGCAGUACAGCCCCGGCUGGUUCGCAACAAAAGGGAGGAGGAGGGGACGGCAGGAAGAGGGGCAGCGGCGUGGGGCGUGGUAGCAAGGGAGGGAAGAAAGGGGCGAAGAAGAAAGAGGGAGUUGAGUUGGGAGGUGGUGCGGGGAACAGCAGGCGGUUAGGAGGGGUGGAAUGGGGUGUGGGAAGCCAGAGCAUGAGGAUUCCGGACAGGGAGGGGUAUGAUGGAGGGGCAGGAGGGAGGAGAGUGGCAGGGGAGUGGAGAGGGACAGAGGAGUCGAGAGGGACAGGGGAGUGGGAAAGGGUAGGAAGAGAGAUUGGCCGAGGGUCAGAGGGAUGGGGUGAGGGAGAGGGGGGUGAAAGGGAAGGAGGGGGUGAGGAAGUGGGAGGGGAAGUGGGAGGGAAAGUGGGAUGGGAGGGGGGAUUGGGAAGGGGGCACAGACGGACAGGGUCGGAGCCUUCGAGCGUGUGGGUUGGGGAGACGGGUGCAGAUGGAAAGGGGGGGCAGUUAAAGGGGCGGUUAAAGGGGCGGUUAAAGGGGCGGUUACAAGGGCGUUCUGAAGGCUACUCUGCUAUGCAAUCAGCGGAAGAAAAGGAGGGAUUCGGAAGGCCGGGUUGUGGGGAGGAGGAAUGGAGGGUAAAGGGGAAAGGGAGGGGAAGUUGGAGGGCGGAUCGGAGGAGCAGUGAUGAGCCUAAUGGGGGUGCAGUGGUGGUGGUGCACGGGGGCUUUGGGGAUAGGAAGACGAAUGGGGGGUGGGAGGAAGAGGAGGGCGUGGAUUGGCGAGGGGGGGAGUUGAGGGGUUGGCAAGGGGAGACGGGAGGGGAGAAGGGAGAGGGGCGGUGGGGAGAGGAAGGUAGUUGGGAUGUGGAUGGGGAGGCUUGGACGAGGGAAGGGGAGAGUGUGUGGGCAGGGGUAGGGAGUGAGGGUGUGGAUGAGGGGGGCAGAGGGAGGGAAGGGGGUGGGAGGAGUGGAGGGAGGAGUGGCGGUAGGAGUGAUGGGAGGAGUGGUGGGAAGAGUGGUGGGAGGAAUGAUGGGAGGAGGAGGAGUGGUGGUGGUGAAGAGUGUGGGGUGUACGACAUGUGGUGCAAUGGUGAUGGGAGCGAGAAUGCUAUGAGAGGCCCCCUCCUUGCGGAGAAUAGCAAGGAUCUUGAGGAUGUUGACGAGGAGGGGGCGUGGCAGGGAAACAACGUUGCAGGGAAGAAUGGGCUGCCUUGGUCUUGCUGCGAGGAGCAAGGAGCAGAGAGCAGCAAGGAGCAGAGGGUGAGUGGGGAGCACUGGGGGAAACUUGGGGUUGAGGAGGGAGCAUUAUGGGACGUUGGGGGGAGGAGAGAGGAGGGGGAGGAGAAGGAGGGGGAGCAGGAGGAGGGGGAGGAGGAGGAGGAGGAGGAGGAGGAGGAGGAGGAGGAGGAGGAGGAGGAGGAGGAGGAGGAGGGGGAGGAGGGGGAGGAGGGGGAGGAGGAGGAGGAGGAGGAGGAGGAGGAGGAGGAGGAGGAGGAGGAGGAGGAGGAGGAGGAGGAGGAGGAGGAGGAGGAGGAGGAGGAGGAGGAGGAGGAGGAGGAGGGAAAGCGAAGGCAGUUCUUACCUUGGGGCAUGCAGGUGGGAGGACAUACGAGAGAGGGAUCGGAAGAAAGGCUGAGCGGUGCAGAUCGCUUGUGCUUAGAGGAUAGGGAGGAGGGUAGCCGGAAGGGGAUUACUAGCCGAUGGUCUGAGGACAUGGGUGGCGCUGGGGAUGGGGAGGAUGGAGAGGAAGGGGACGAGGAUGAAGAGGAGGAAUCUGAGGAGGAAGAGGGGGAGUGUGGUGAUAAUGAUGAUGAUGAGGAGGAGGAGAGAGAGGAGAGAGGGGAGGGCGCAGAUGGUGAGAAGCCGUGGGGAGAUCCAGGUCCCAUGCACAGUGGUAAUCGUGAUAAAGGGUUUGAGAAUUCUCGAAGAGAAUCCAUUAGCGGUGGGGAGAGUGGGGACAGUAGGAGCAGUAGCAGCAUUAGUUGCAGUGAGAGCAGUGGGGAGAGUGGGGAUGAUGGGGAUAGCUGGGAGAGCGGGGCAGGCGAGGUUGAAGGGAGAGGUCCGAGAGGAGAGUCAGGGAUGGUAGAUGCUGUGGAGAUGUUAGUACUGGAUCAUGAGGAGCAUGCAUGCUCAGGUGAGAAUGAUGAUGGUGAUGAUGGUGAUGGUGAUGGUGAUGAUGGUGAUGGUGGUGAUGGGGAAGCAGAGGGCAUUACUGAUGGUUAUGAUGGCAACGAGGAGGAACCUGAUGGUGCAUGUCAAGACGCUGGCAGGGGUUGGAGUGUGCCGGGUUGGGGUACUGUGGGCGAUCAGAUGGGUGCGGGCUGUGCAGGAGUGGAGGAUGCGGAUGAGGAGGAGGGGGGGGGGGAGGAGGAGGAGGAGGAGGAGGAGGAGGAGGAGGAGGAGGAGGAGGAGGAGGAGGAGGAGGAGGAGGAUGAGGAGGAGGAGGAGGAGAGUGGGGGGGAGGAGGAAGAGGAGCAAGAAGAGGAGGAGGAAGAGGAGGAGGAAGAGGAGGAGGAAGAGGAGGAGGAAGGCGAGAGCAGGGAGCGGAAAGAGGGGGGCGGUCGGGGGCAGUGUGGGAUGGACAGAGUGUGGCAGGGAGAUGAGCUCAGGCAGCAAGGUGUGCGGCAUGAGGGGAGUGGGGGGGUUGGUGUUGGAGGGAGAGGGGGGAGUGUGUCGAAAGGGCGAGUGACUGCUGCUUCUGCAGUACGUCAGCUCAAGUCUGAAGCUGGUGCUUGUGGCGGCUCAUUCAACUCCCCCCGGGUAUUCCUCAAGCAGGUGCCGUGA